AUGGCUCCCUCUCAUCGUCGAGGACCUUGGGUCCCUGAGGAGGAUCAGUUGCUGCUUCAGUUGGUUCGAGAGCAGGGCCCCAACAACUGGGUCCGUAUCUCUCAACACAUGCACUAUCGGUCCCCUAAGCAAUGUCGGGAGCGGUUCCAUCAAAAUCUCAAGCCCUCCCUCAACCGCGAGCCCAUUUCAGCUGAGGAGGGGCUGUUGAUCGAGCGGAUGGUGAAUGAAAUGGGCAAACGCUGGGCCGAGAUCGCACGGCGACUAGGUAAUCGCAGCGACAACGCCGUCAAGAACUGGUGGAAUGGUAGCAUGAACCGGAAGAAGAGAGGUCUUCCCACUUCUAGCACUACUCACCCAGGCCGAACCUGCAACGGACGAGUAGAGGCUCCGUAUGCGCGGGCUUCGAUGCACACGAGCAGCCCGAUCAGCCGCUCUCGAUUCUCCUCCAUCUCCCAUGAUAGGCCUAUGACUUCAUGGUCAAAAUCGCCAUCUCGGAGAGAUUCAUUAACCACGACCGACUGUGCACGACAGUUAACCCCUAUCUUCACUCUUCCUUCCCUCAACCGUCCCGUGGAAACCCCCUUGACCUCACCUGCAUUCUCAGAAGCCUCGAACACCCUCUCAAUAGAGCCUCCAUCAAUGGUCUCGGAUCACAACUCGGUUUCAUCUGCAUCUCCACGAACUAUCUCCUCGCCACAGCUUCUCUCUCUUCCUAUAGAGACUCGCCAACCGUGUGGCAAUUUUCGCCGACGAAGCGCCUCUUCGCUCCAAACAACGGAAGACGUAUACUAUCCCACUGGUUGCCAAGCUCCCCAGACCCUGGAGCCCCUACAUCGAUGGUGCCCCGAUCGCCAGUCCUGGCACCAGCAUUCUGCUCUGCUACCGCAGACGUGGCUCAUGUCUUCGGAAGGACCUCGACCAGAGACUAAGGUUGAAGCCCCUCGUGACUCUCGCAUGGGUCUCGACAACCUACUGAAUUGA
This is a messenger RNA of Aspergillus tanneri, 981 nucleotides long. It is a transcript of the gene flbD, whose product is annotated as putative MYB family conidiophore development protein FlbD. The transcript has a single exon. The record is from RefSeq and is a predicted model, not a curated record. Bases 1 to 981 code for a protein of 326 amino acids. NCBI's taxonomy places the organism in Eukaryota, Fungi, Ascomycota, Eurotiomycetes, Eurotiales, Aspergillaceae. Gene Ontology annotation, cellular component: nucleus. Gene Ontology annotation, molecular function: RNA polymerase II cis-regulatory region sequence-specific DNA binding; DNA-binding transcription factor activity, RNA polymerase II-specific. Gene Ontology annotation, biological process: mitotic cell cycle; positive regulation of transcription by RNA polymerase II.